AUGCCACGCUUGCCGCACUUCGGUGCGCUGUGCCUGCUGCUGCUGGUGCGUCUAUGGCAAGCGCUGGGCCUGGCGCCGCUCAGCUUUAGCUGUGGACGUGGCGCACGCUGCCGCCGCCUGCUGACAGCCAGCGCCUGGCUGCACUGGCUGGGCCUGCUGGCGCUGUCGCCGCUGCUGCUGCGCCAGAGCCUGGCCAUGUACGAGGCGACAAACGUGAAGCACUCGACGCUCUUCAAACACAUCGCGCUGGCCACGAUGGCCGGCGAUGUGGCCAUAUCGCUGGCGCUGCUGUUCGCCCACAUCUGGCAGCGCCAGCGCCUGGCGCGGCUGCUGAACGGGCUGGCGCGCCUGCAGCGCCGGCACAGCCUGAGCUGGCCCGCCACGCUGCUGAUGUGGGCCAAGUUGCUGCUGUCGCUGUACGAGCUGCUCUGCAACGUGCCUUUUCUGCAACAGAAUGCGGCACGGCUGCCCUGGCUGCAGCUGCUGGCCUACGGCAUUCAGCUCUAUGUGCAGCACAUGAGCAGCGUCUUUGGCAAUGGCGUCUUCUGCGCGCUGCUCCUGCUGCUGGGCAGCAUGCAGCAACUGGAGUGGCAGUGGCAGCAGCCGGCGGCAGGUCAACAGCGACGGCUGCUGCGGCGCGAGCAACGUCUGUUGCUGGUCUGCGCGGACUUCGUUGGCGUCCUGCAGCUGGGCAUCUUCCUGCUGGUCAUUGGCAACUUCAUCAACAUCCUGGCCAACAUGUAUGCCUAUAUGUCCUACUUUGUGGAGCAGCACGGCAUCCCCUUGACCAUAUCGAACUAUUGUGCGAUCGUCGCCAUUCAACUCUAUGCUCUCAUCUUGGCCACGCAAAUGUGUCAAGUGCAGCAUGCGAAGCUGCGCAGGCGCUGCCUGGAGCUGUGCUAUGUGCCUCAGCAGCUGACCCUGGAGCAGGCUGUGCUGCCGACGCCGCUGCUGAUGUGGCCCCUGGACAACCUGAAGUUCCCCAUCUUGGGCCUCUUCAACUUGGACAACGCAUUUUGGCUCUUUCUCGUCUCCUAUGCCGUCAACUUCAUAGUCAUCAUAUUGCAGUUCACUGUGGAGAAUAUAAAGCGCUGA
Messenger RNA from Drosophila hydei, 1095 nucleotides. It is a transcript of the gene Gr89a, whose product is annotated as putative gustatory receptor 89a. The transcript has 2 exons. Gene Ontology annotation, biological process: sensory perception of taste. The record is from RefSeq and is a predicted model, not a curated record. The coding region runs from base 1 to 1095 and encodes 364 amino acids. Lineage: Eukaryota; Metazoa; Arthropoda; Insecta; Diptera; Drosophilidae. Gene Ontology annotation, cellular component: membrane.